AUGCUCCGGUUUAUUCUUGUUCAAAACCGACAAGGAAAAACAAGGCUUUCGAAGUGGUAUGUUCCAUGUGAUGAUCAAGAAAAAAAUAAAAUUAAAGGAGAAAUUCAUCGUCUUAUUGUUUUUAGAGAUCAGAGACGUCAAUCUAACUUCGUAGAUUUUGAUAAUUAUAAAAUUAUUUAUCGAAGAUAUGCAGGACUUUUUUUCUCUGUAUGUGUAGAUUUAGAUGAUAAUGAACUGGCUUAUCUUGAGGCAAUUCAUCUGUUUGUCGAAGUUAUUGAUAGUUUUUUUGGAAAUGUUUGUGAACUAGAUUUAAUUUUUAAUUUUUAUAAGGUUUACGCUAUUUUGGAUGAGGUUUUUUUGGCUGGUGAACUUGAAGAAACAAGUAAAAGUGCUAUUUUUAUGCGUUUGGAUGAUUUGAGUCUUUUAGACUAG
Messenger RNA from Pneumocystis murina B123, 432 nucleotides. Its product is annotated as AP-2 complex subunit sigma. The transcript has 5 exons. NCBI's taxonomy places the organism in Eukaryota, Fungi, Ascomycota, Pneumocystomycetes, Pneumocystales, Pneumocystaceae. Bases 1 to 432 code for a protein of 143 amino acids. Gene Ontology annotation, biological process: clathrin-dependent endocytosis; protein transport. The record is from RefSeq and is a predicted model, not a curated record. Gene Ontology annotation, cellular component: intracellular membrane-bounded organelle; AP-2 adaptor complex. Gene Ontology annotation, molecular function: clathrin-cargo adaptor activity.